AUGUCAUGCCGUCUGAACGUGUCGAUAACGCUUUCACUGACUCAGUAGACACAACAUUAACAAAUCUGAAAAAUAUCACAAAGAAUUCGUUGAAAAGCAUUCAAAAUUGUAGUUAUUAGGGCGAAACAACUCAUUCCGAGCUACCGACCUGUUUAGGCAACGAGUGAACAAGCGUAUCGGGCGAAAGCAAGGAUCAAUUACCCAGGAAAAGGAAGGAUAGAUGUGGCACGGACCACAAGCCAACCAGUGCACCACAUUCGCGUAGGGCAGAGGUGGUACUGGUGUUGGUGUUGUGGUGUAGUAGCAGUAGCUUCUGUCGAGGAUUCAGUGGCCGGAUACCAGGGAUCGGAAGGAGCGCUGUGUAUGCGGACACUGACGCGGUAUUGCCGCCGUUGAAAGGUCAACUCGUAACAACGACACGUAACGGCGUGCGGUUCAAGGACACGCGGCGUAGACUUCGCGCGCAGCGUCGCAGGAAUCACAAUAGCCGCAGUGCCCGGGCGCUCCGCAAACCAAAUCUCUUGCCACUUGGCAGCUGGAAGAUCAAUUCGGCCUUCUGGUCCACUAGCAUCCACGCACCUCGCGUCCACUCCCACGCUCGGCGACUCCUUCGCGCCAUGGCUGUCAAGCAGAAUAACACCGAAUCGGGUGACGGUUCCGAGAAUGCCGGCAAUAACAACAGCGGUCUGCCGCCCAACUCAAAGCCCACUGCCGUCAAUGGACUGAAGAUGUCCAAUGAAAGUGGUGCGGCUGCUGGUAUGGAUCUGGGAUCUUCCACCAACGAAGGUGGACUGAAUACCAAUCGGCCUGGCAAGCGUGACAUUAAGAGUUUGCUGCAGUGCCUGGAACAACCGGAACAAGCUCACAACUUGAUGGGCUUUUACGAGCAUAUUAUUGUCGAACUGUCGCGCAUGCAACAUUCAAAGACGCCAGAGGACAUCGCCCGCUUCAAGGAGGAGGCCACAAAGGUCGGUGCUUUUCUCGCCAAGCGCAACGAGAAGCACUAUCAGAUGUUCUACCUGCGAGUCGUCUACGAUCUGAUCACCAAGUCCUCCUUCGACCCGCCACCGUCGUGUGCGCUGGCAAUUGUGUUCCAAUUGUUCGAUUCGAAUCAGAUACUCGAGGCGGUGCACUCAUUGCUGGAACAGAACGUGCAGGACGCGAGCAUCCGGAAGACAGUGGGCCUGCUGUGCGUUUGGAUGGGCGAGUGCACCUUCUGCAGCAACCUAUCGCUUUGGGUGAUGGCCCUGCUCAACGGGCUGAAGGAUCAAGGCAAACGGGCGCUGCUGGACGAGAUUGCGCUGGACAACAUCGAGAAACUCUUCAGUUUGAUGAUCUUCCCCGCGAUUCGCCAUAAGGCGUCACCUUUGGUGUUCCACAUGCUGUCCACCAUCAACCAAACGCCCGAGGUUUUCCAUAAGAUUUUGCCAAAGAUCCCACUUGUGCUGCAGUAUCUGAAGCAGCAGGCGAAUUCCAACGAAGAUGCUGGCCUGGAGGCUCGUAAAUGUCUCCAGCAGCUGGUCGACCUAACGAGCGCUCUGGUGCUUCGCUUCUACGACCACGAUGACCUUUACGCUAAUGUGAAAAAAGCACUGCAGACGUACGAUCCCUCGCCCAAUUGCCUGGCUUUGGCGCGAGCGAUGCAGGAGAGCGCCCAGCCCUGGGGACGAAGGAAUGCGAGAGUUGGACUAGUUAACCUGGGCAACACUUGCUAUAUGAACAGCGUGCUGCAAGCCCUUGCCAUGACUAGCGAUUUCAGCCGGCAGAUCCUACUCAUCGAGUGUGACUCAGUUUUGCUAAGAAAGGUGCAGCAGCAAAUCGCCCUGAUGCAUCACUCGCUGCGUUAUGAGCUAACACCUUUGGUAGUCCUAAAUGCCACUCGGCCGCCAGGAUUCACGCCCGGUCUGCAGCAGGAUAGCUCCGAGUUCCUAGGCCAUUUGCUGGACUUGCUGCACGAGCACGAAAUCAACAGUUUCACAAAGUCUGGGCGCAAUGGAGGACGAGCUCCAAUGGCCAACAACUCGGAGGUGAUUUGCUUGCUUAACGAGGAGAUUGAAACCAGCGGUGUGAUACCCUAUAAUAGGAAUGAUCGGGAUCUAGGCAUCGGCGGAAGCAAGGCCAAUCCCACUCCCACACCACCUGCAACACCCACCAAAAACCCAAGCAGCUCGCACCAGCAGCAGCAGCAGCAUUGCGAGCCAGAAUUGACGCCACCCAAACCGUCAUCCACCAUUGACAAGACGUUCGCGGGGAAGCUAUCGACCACCUAUCGAUGUCUGAGCUGCGGCUGGGAGAGCCGGAAUGAAGACAGCUUCCGCGAGCUUCAGCUAUCAUUUCCCGACGACAAGGACGACUGCGGAGCAACCAACUAUUCGGUGCAGGAUCUAAUCGAGUAUUAUUGCUCGCCUGAGAAACUUGACGGGGAUAACCAGUACUUUUGUCCGCGCUGCAAAAAGCUCUGCGAUGCGGAGCGCCACAUCGGCGUCACUCAACCUCCCCGGAACCUCAUCCUUACGCUGAAGCAGUUUAAAUACGAUCAGAAGUACCAUUUCCGCACCAAGCUUAUGCACAAGGUGUUCCACGAUGAGAGCGUCACAGUGAAGGUGUGCACCAUGGAAUCCCUGCAGGAAAUGUCGACAGUACAUUACGACCUUUAUGCUGGUGUUGUGCAUGCGGGUUAUAGCAUGGACUCCGGGCACUAUUUCACAUUUGCCGCUGAUCAAUCGAAGCGUUGGUACAAGUUCAACGAUAACCUGGUGACCCACUCCCAGCCGGAGGAAAUGCACAACCUCACCUCGCCGAACACACCAUACAUUUUGUUCUACAAAAUGUGCGCACGCUCCAACGAAUGCAAUGAGGCGUCUACCAGCUCAUUGUCAGGGAUAGGAUCGGGUCACCAAGUGAUUUCGGUCCCGGAAUCACCGCCUUUGUCGCUGGAGGAGUUGCCAAGCCAGCUGCGCGAUUACGUGAAGAAGGACAACCGCGUUUACAACGAGGAGUUAAGAAUUCAGCGCUACAAACGCGGCGGCGGUAGCCUCGGUGGAAAUGGUUUUGUCAGUCGGCACAAUUACGAUGGCGACGGGGACGAUGAGGAUGACCAAGCGCCGCCACCGACCGGAGGAUGCGGUGGCAAUGGGCUGGGUAUGAGCUUCAAUCGAUUCGUAUACUAAAGGAUGGAAUGGAGGAGUUAAGAGAGAGCGAGCACGAGCACGAGCAAUGAGGAGGCCACUAGAUGAUAUAUUUAUCUACUUAACAAAACACGCAUACUAAUCUAAAUGUUAUCCAUACAAAUAUUGCCAGUGCAUAACCAAUUGACAUGUAUAAGGCUGCGUAUAUCGAUCGAGUAGUUAGAUAUUAUGGCCAAGCUGUCUAGCUGUCCGUUUGCUCGUUCACUAGCUCGUCCCAUUGUUGUUUCAGUUUCCUGAUCCUCCGGUCCCAGAUCCCCCCAAGAAUCAUCCCAAGCAUCAUCUCUCUCAUACAUACGAAAACUAUGAAUGUAUUUCCAUUUACGAAACUGUUAUGAUUUUUUUGUUUUUGUUAACACAAACCUAGUUGUAGAACGAGCAUAAAUGCGUACACCUACAUAUAAAUUGAAAACGAUUAAAAUCAUCUGAAUUAGCCGGAAAGGAGAGCUAAAUACUCGAAUCAGAAUAAGCCGAUCUGAGAAACCCACUAACUUCCAAAGCAAAACAAUUGGAUAUUUAUGCACUUCAACUUAGUUUUUAAAGCAAAGCCACUACUCGGAGUGAAACCAAAUCUCGAGUUUAAAUCAAGCUAGCCGAAAGCUGAGUAUAAUGACAAUGACUUGUAAAAUAGUUAGCAUGAUUGAAAUCGAGCUAAUCCCCCCUUGUAUUAUUAGUUAUUCUGUUUUUGGAGAAAAUUUCAAAACUGCAACACGAAUUUGUAAUUGAUAUAUUUACAAAACAUGUAUCUCUGGAUCUGGUGAGCAGAAAAUGCUAUUUUGAAUAUUAUUGCAAUUAAAUUGGAAUAAUUUCAUAUAACUUUGUA
Drosophila ananassae is the source of this 4008-nucleotide messenger RNA. RefSeq names its product ubiquitin carboxyl-terminal hydrolase 35 (gene DUBAI). Lineage: Eukaryota; Metazoa; Arthropoda; Insecta; Diptera; Drosophilidae. Gene Ontology annotation, cellular component: cytosol; nucleus. Gene Ontology annotation, biological process: protein deubiquitination; ubiquitin-dependent protein catabolic process. Gene Ontology annotation, molecular function: cysteine-type endopeptidase activity; cysteine-type deubiquitinase activity. The transcript is spliced from 4 exons. The record is from RefSeq and is a predicted model, not a curated record. The coding region runs from base 618 to 3170 and encodes 850 amino acids.